GAAGAGCCCCGGUGCCAGCGGUGGUGGAGCGGAACCGGGCGUCCGGGAGUAAGGAGAACGGAUGGGGACUUUGGGAGUGGAGCCAGCUGCCCAGCUGCAGCCCCCCAACAUGAAUGACUACAGAGUCCUGAGAAUGCUCGGUGAGGGCUCCUUUGGAAGGGCCCUUUUGGUUCGACAGGAAAGCAGCAGUCAGAUGUUUGCCAUGAAGGAAAUAAGGCUUCCCAAGUCUUUCUCUGGUACACAGAAUUCUAGGAAGGAGGCUAUUCUGUUAGCCAAAAUGAAACACCCCAAUAUUGUGGCAUUUCGAGAAUCAUUUGAAGCUGAAGGACAUCUGUAUAUUGUGAUGGAAUAUUGUGAGGGAGGGGAUCUAAUGCAGAAGAUUAAACAGCAAAAAGGAAAGCUAUUUCCUGAAGAUAUGAUCCUUAAUUGGUUUACACAAAUGUGCCUUGGAGUAAAUCACAUUCAUAAGAAACGUGUGCUGCACAGGGAUAUCAAAUCCAAAAAUGUCUUCCUCACCCAAAAUGGAAAAGUGAAAUUGGGAGAUUUUGGAUCUGCCCGUCUUCUCUCCAAUCCUAUGGCAUUCGCUUGUACAUAUGUGGGAACACCCUAUUAUGUGCCUCCAGAAAUUUGGGAAAACUCGCCUUAUAAUAAUAAAAGUGACAUCUGGUCCUUGGGAUGCAUUCUGUAUGAGCUGUGUACCCUUAAACAUCCCUUUCAGGCAAAUAGUUGGAAGACUCUUAUCCUUAAAAUAUGCCAAGGGUCCAUCCGUCCACUGCCAUCUCACUAUUCCUAUGAGCUGCAGUAUCUCAUCAAGCAGAUGUUUAAGCGAAACCCUUCCCAGCGCCCUUCAGCUACCACACUGCUCUCCAGGCGCAGCUUAGCUGGGUUGAUCCAGACAUGCUUACCUGCUGAGAUCAUUACAGAAUAUGGAGAACAGAUACUAGAUGAAAUAUGCAAGCAUCAUACACCAAGGAAAAAGGCAGACUCCAGUAGACUCAGGACGGCUUUGGGAAAUGAAGCAAGCAUGAUGCAAGAAGAAGAACAAAGUAGGAGGAGUAGCCAUACUGAUUUAGAAAGUACUCAUAAAAGUUCAGCUGAAUGUGCUUUGAGGAGACUAACCAGGGAGAAGGAAGACCCAGGCAAUCAGCCACACCAUCUGGAGAAAAGUAGUUCACCAAGUCCUCACAGGAGACAUUGGGAGAGGAAGGAGCCGAAUACAGCUCUUGCAGCUUUAGAAAAUGCAUCCAUCCUUACCUCCAGUUUACCUGCAGAGGAAAGCAUAGGGGGUUCUGUAAUAAAGUACAGUGAAAGUAAUAGCCGUAAGCAGUGGCUCAGAGAGACCCCUGACACCGUGUUGAACAUCCUUAAAGGUGCUGAUCUCAGCUUGGCCUUCCAAACGUACACGAUAUAUAAACCAGGUUCGGAAGAAUUCUUGAAAGGCCCUUUGUCUGGAGAAGAAGUAUCAGACAAUGUUGAUGGAGAUUAUGAUUCUGUCAUUUUGGAUCCAGAGAGACUUGAACCCAGGCUCGAUGAAGCGGACACGGAUUUUGAGGAAGAUGAUGACAACUCCGACUGGGUAUCUGAGCUGAAGCAGCGAGCUGGAUGGCAGGACCUGUGUGAUGGAUAAUGUCAAGGGAAUGUGCCGGUCACAUGGGGGAGAUGAAAGAACAUAGAUUGAAUGUUUACCACUAACUUGUUUAACUAAUUAGGAUCUUUACCUCUAAUUAGUUGUGUGAUUAUAGAAAAUGACUUUGAUUCCUUGAGCCUUAAUCUUUUUCAACCACAAAUAAGAGCUACCUCAUAGGGAUGCUGACUGUAAACAGUUACAGAAGCCCGUAUGUUGUUUAUUCACCAUUGCAAUGAUUUGUAAUUAUUCCUAUGUAAUCUUUUUUUUACAUUUCUUAGGUUGGAUGAUCUAAACAUAGUCAAUGAUAACACAA
Molecule: messenger RNA, 1940 nt
Organism: Perognathus longimembris pacificus (Pacific pocket mouse)
Lineage: Eukaryota; Metazoa; Chordata; Mammalia; Rodentia; Heteromyidae
Gene: Nek3
Product: NIMA related kinase 3
Exons: 16
Coding region: 62-1627 (521 amino acids)
Biological process (GO): protein phosphorylation
Molecular function (GO): ATP binding; protein kinase activity
Source: RefSeq, a predicted model, not a curated record